Messenger RNA from Didymodactylos carnosus, 504 nucleotides. Lineage: Eukaryota; Metazoa; Rotifera; Eurotatoria; Philodinida; Philodinidae. The record is from the annotation of a GenBank genome assembly.
AUGAAAACUGAGAUGGACACUUCUAAAGGUUUUUACAAUUAUUAUAAAGGAAAAGAGGUAUCUGUAAACUACAUUUAUGGUAAACGGGUACAGCAUUUGACAAAACAGUAUUUUCCACAAAUAGAAACCAGAAGUGUUUACACAACUGAAAAUAAAAUUGGACGAGAAUUUAAGAUUAAAGACUCUAUUCCACACAAUUUACAAUCUCAGGUUGUCUACGGUACUACAUGCAAUUCUUGUUCAGAUCCAUUUAUUGGGAAGACGUUUCGUCAUUUCCAAACACGCUGUCAAGAACAUCUGAAUGAUAUUAAACAAGCAAAAUUAUCUAAUGUACCAAAAAUAACAUCUUCGGUAACAUCAUCGAUUGGUAAAGUCAUAAAACCAAGUGACACAAAAAAACCAACAGUAUUAAAUGAAAAUAGGAAAGCGGAUACAUCUGCUCAACAUUAUGCUACUCAACGUUCGUCCCGAAGUCAGUCAACAUUUCGUGAAAAAAGGACAUGA